Messenger RNA from Vidua chalybeata, 2106 nucleotides. Its product is annotated as coiled-coil domain-containing protein 157-like. Lineage: Eukaryota; Metazoa; Chordata; Aves; Passeriformes; Viduidae. Bases 371 to 2089 code for a protein of 572 amino acids. The record is from RefSeq and is a predicted model, not a curated record. The transcript has 11 exons.
CCUCCGAUCCCCCCGGUUGCCUCCGGUUCCCCAGCACUCCUGGAGACCGCCGGGCCCGGGGGGUACCGUGCCGGUCCGGCUCCAGCAGCCUGUCCCGGCCGCCAUCGCCGACGUGUGCUCCCGGGCCGGCGCCGUGCGCUUCCCCUCCUGGAAGUUCCCCGACAAGGUGUCCUGCGAGCUGGACGUGCCGCUGCUGCUGCAGCGCUACAGGCACAGAGACAGCGAGCCCGAGUUCAGCCAGCACGCACACGUGGUGCUGCUGGAGCUGCUCAUAGACAGGCUGCUGCUGCUGCUGCAGAGCUUUACCGGCUACGCGGACACGGUGCUGAGCGGGCGGGCGGUGCCGCCGGCGCGGGGCCCGGCGCCCGGCAUGUCCGCGGGGCUCACGGCCAGGACCUUCUGGAGCAGCAUGCUGAAACUCGGGGCCUUCUGCCAGCAGCUCCGGGACGAGGCUGGGAAAUAUCAGAAGGAACACCUGAAAUGCUUCUUGCCAGAUGUUUUGGAGUCAGGAACUGCCCCAGAGGCUGCCCAGUCCACUUCUGUGUGCCCACGUCCGGGUGUCCAGCCCAGGGCUGGCCCCAGCCUGGCUCAGAGCACCCGCAGUGUCCCCACGCAGACGCCGGGGUCACCCCUGGGCUCCUGUGACACCUGCUCCAGCGCCCAGGCCAGCCUCCACGAGGUGGGCAGAGCCAUCACCAGCAUCUGCCAGAGCCAGAACAUCCCUUCAGCUCUCAGCAAAUUCCAGGAGGUGCUGGGGGACAGCUCAGGGAGAAGGAACCUCUCUGCAACAGACAUGAGCUACUGGGCCUCGGAGCAGAGCAAGGACCUCUCCCGCAUCAACAAACACCUCCAGGGGCUGCUGCAGCAGGUGAACCCCCUGAAGGCUGAGCUGGAAGAGCUGGGCAGACAGAAGGAGAAGCUGCAGAAACAGGUUGAGGACUUUUCCAGGAGGCUAAAGGCAGAGAAGGACACCCAAGCAGAGCAGCAGAAGAAGGCUGAGCAGGGCCUGAAAGCCAAGGAAAAGGAGCAUUCCAAGGCUGUGGCCAAGCUGGAGCAGGACAAGGAUGACCUCCGGAGAGGAGCUGCUCUGCUGGAGGAACGACUCUCGGCCCUGAAGGAAGAGCUGGCAGCGAAACAGGUGGCUGUGCAGGAGCUGGAGCUCUCCAAGACCACCUUGAUGGAGGAGAUGAGGACCACAAUGGUGGCCCGGAGCCAGGUGCUAGAGUUGGAGGAGAAGGUGCAGGUGCUCACAGGCCAGAGGAACAGCCUGGAGCAGCAGCUGAGUGCCACCAGCAUGCAGCUGGAGAAGGAGAAGGUCCGUGUGGAGAGCAUGUUCCGGCAUGAGGAGUCCCUGCAGGCCAAGCAGAGGACCCUGCUGCAGCAGCUGGACAGCCUGGACCGGGAGCGUGAGGAGCUGCAGGCCAGCCUGGGAGAGGCUGAGGAGGACAAGGCCCGGCUGGCUGAGCAGCUGGAGCAGAGCCAGGAGCGGAGUGGGAAACAGCUCCAGGCACAGCAGGAGCUGCUGGACACGCUGCAGCAGGAGAAGCUGGCACUGGAGCAAUCCAUCCUGGAGCUGCAGGCAAACACAUCCCGGCUGGAGCAACAGGCACAGGAGCUGAGGGAGCGGGAAAGGCUCCUGGUGUUCUUCCCCGAUCUCCACAUCCCCACUGAGACGCAAUUUGAGAGCAGCGGGAACUUUACAGAGGACAUGGAGAGUCAGCUCCAGGCCAACAAGAUCCGGAUCGAGGUGCUGGAGCGGGAGAACGCGCAGCUCGAGGCUCUGCUCGCCAAGGUGAAGGCAGCAGCCGAGCAGGGUGUGCUCAAGUUCGUCCCACAGGCCCAACUGGGGUCCCAGCUCCACAGGGAGGCCAGCAGACAGGACAUUGGGCAGCUCAGCAGCGGGAGCAGCAGGGACAGCACAGGGGUGCCAGGAUGCAUUGACAAGGCCUGGUAUAGAGCUCCCAGCAGCCAGCACUCCAAGAAACUCCGGGCAGAGCCCACAUCCCAGGCCAAACCCUGCCUGACUCUCCCAGUGCAACGCCUGGGGCUUGGCCUCCCCUCACACCACACCAGGGCUCACCGCAAAUAAACACGGAUCAGUCUGAA